Messenger RNA from Pseudocercospora fijiensis CIRAD86, 904 nucleotides. RefSeq lists its product as uncharacterized. The transcript is spliced from 2 exons. The coding region runs from base 87 to 674 and encodes 195 amino acids. The record is from RefSeq and is a predicted model, not a curated record. Lineage: Eukaryota; Fungi; Ascomycota; Dothideomycetes; Mycosphaerellales; Mycosphaerellaceae.
CUUGCAUCUCGCAAACAGGUACCUCACUCAAGACAUUGCGGAUCCAGACCGCACCGCGGCAUCAGACCCAAAAUACAGGAACCACCAUGAAGCUCUUCACUUCCCUUCUGGCACUUGCAGGCCUUGCCACUGCCGCUCUGAACACAACCCGAGAAUACCAGCUCAAGACUUGUCUCAAAUCAGGCCAGUCUGGAAAGUCACGCUACGACAAUCUCUGGCUGUCAUCAUACCACACCGGUGCCGGUCUCAACGAUGUCGUCUUCGACGAAACACGAGCUGCGGCAAGCAAAGGCUUCCUGAACGCCACAAAUGUGACAAGUGGCGAUCGCACGUAUUACAACCAACUUUUCGACCUGGGCACGACCUUUGCCUGGGGCCUCGUGAUCGUUGAGAGUGAGAGUUUCUACGCUGCUUGGCAACCAGUCGAGAUGAAUGCUGGCGUUCAGGGCUCUGACACCGUCGUUUCCGGCUUCUUCAUCAACAGCACCGGCCUGCAAUGGACCAGUGACCCGAAGAGUCCCGGGAGCUCCAGCGAUGCCUUUGGUGGAUGGCUGGUCUGCGACUGGUGGCACGGUGUCCCGCAACUUUUCUUCCGCUUCAAGUACUAUCCAACGUCCGCCUAUCCCGCUCCCGCCAGCUGUGCAGAUAUCGACUUGCUCCCGCAGUACAUCUAGGAGAACUGUACUGCCGAGGGUACCGAUGUGGCUCACGGCAUCAUUGCCAAGCCGGAACAACGUGCAGACGCUGCGUUCUUCUGCAAGUCUGGAUAAGUCUUGUACAGUCAAUGUGGCGGGUAUGAAGGGGGUAGAGAAAGGAGCGUUGAACAUGAAGACAUAAUUUUGGGUUUCAGCAUCAGCAUUGCAUUAGCAUGAAUGUAACGACGUAAUGUAAUGAUCACCACAGC